AUGGAAACCAAUUCUCGUCGAGUGGCAAAAUUUCCUCCAACCGUGUGGGGUUGUAGCUUUGCUUCAUUUUCCUUCCCUCAAAAGGAAUUCGAGACAUACACCCGAGAAGUAGACGUGUUGAAGGACAAUACAAAGGAUAUGUUAAUGGCUUCCAAAAACGACCCAGUGGAAAAUAUUCAGUUCAUCAAUUUGUUAUGCCGCCUUGGUGUUUCAUAUCAUUUUGAAAAAGAGAUUGAAAACAACCUAAAACAAAUUUUCCAUGACUUUCCAAAUCUUCUGAAGAAUCAUGACUAUGACCUCUACACUGUAUCAGUCGUAUUUCGAGUAUUCAGGCAACAUGGAUACAAAAUGCCUUGUGAUUACAUGAAAGUUCUUUAUAGAGCUAUUUUGAAUCUUUUCAAAGAAUCUGAGAACGAUAUGAGCAAGCAAGGGAGAUCCUAUGCCGCAUAUUAUGUGAAGGAGGAAUUCAAAGAUUUGGUGGGAGCCUACCAUGUAGAGGCGCAAUGGGCAGCUAAAGGCCAUGUCCCAACAUUCGAUGAGUACGUGCGGAAUGGAUUAACCACAAGUGUUUAUGGGGUAAUUAUGGCAGCAUCCUUCCUUGGGAUGGAAGAAGCUGCAGGAGUGGAAGAAUAUGAAUGGCUAAAAAGUAAUCCAAAAAUUGUUAGAGCUGGAAAGAUGAUCGGUCGUUUAAUGAAUGACAUAGUAGGCCACGAGGUUGAACAAAAAAGGGGAGAUUGUGCAUCCGGUGUCGAAUGCUAUAUGAAACAAUAUGAUGUCUCGAAAAAGGAAGCAAUUGAAGUGAUACAAAAGAUAGAUGCAAAUGCAUGGAAAGACAUUAAUGAAGAUUGCAUAAGGCCAACCAAUGUCCCCAUGCUUCUCCUUCAAAACUAUGUCAACCUUAUUCGAGUAACCGAUGUUAUGUAUGGGGGUGGUGAUGAUGCUUACACAAUUCCCUCAAGUUUGAAAGAUUAUUGCACCUCAUUGUAUCUUGAGCAAGUACCUAUGUAA
Messenger RNA from Dovyalis caffra, 1008 nucleotides. The record is from the annotation of a GenBank genome assembly. Lineage: Eukaryota; Viridiplantae; Streptophyta; Magnoliopsida; Malpighiales; Salicaceae.